Molecule: messenger RNA, 6623 nt
Organism: Rhea pennata
Lineage: Eukaryota; Metazoa; Chordata; Aves; Rheiformes; Rheidae
Gene: MRC2
Product: mannose receptor C type 2
Exons: 30
Coding region: 14-4435 (1473 amino acids)
Molecular function (GO): signaling receptor activity
Source: RefSeq, a predicted model, not a curated record
GGCGGCGCCGGGCAUGAGGCGCGGCGGCUCCGCGGGGCCGCGGCUCCUGCGCGGCUGCCUCUGCCUGCUCGGGCUGCCGCUGGUGCUCGGCGCUGCGCAGCCAGAGUCCAAAGUCUUUCUCAUCUACAACACGGGCCUGCAGAGCUGCCUGGAGACCAAGGACUCGCUGGUGAGGCUGGCCAAGGCCUGCAACACCAGCUCUCCGGCCCACCAGUGGAAAUGGGUCUCGAGGAACCGACUCUUCAACGUGGGCGCCAUGCAGUGCCUGGGGGUGUCGUGGCACGGGGCCAAUGCCUCCACGGGCAUGCACCCGCUGGCCACCUACGAGUGCGACCGCGAGUCCGUCAACAUGCGCUGGAGCUGCCGCAGCCUCAGCGAGCAACUCUCGCAGCACCUGGGCACCCGGGCAGCCAAUUCCUCCAUGGCAUCCGCUGACCGGGGCGACCAGGCCCGUGGCUCACAGUGGCGCACCUACGGCACCGAGGACGAUCUCUGCUCCGUGCCCUACUCUGAGAUUUACACCAUUCAGGGCAACUCACAUGGGAAGCCCUGCACCAUCCCCUUCAAAUACGACAACCAGUGGUUCCACGAAUGCACCAGCACGGGCCGUGAGGACGGCCACCUCUGGUGCGCCACCACCCAGGACUACGGCAAGGAUGAGCGAUGGGGCUUCUGUCCCAUUAAGAGCAACGACUGUGAAACCUUCUGGGACAAGGACCACCUCACCAACAGCUGCUACCAGUUCAACUUCCAGUCGACGCUCUCAUGGCGAGAGGCCUGGAAUAGCUGCGAGCAGCAAGGUGCCAACCUGCUGAGCAUCACCGAGAUCCAUGAGCAGACCUACAUCAAUGGGCUGCUGACGGGCUACAGCUCCACGCUCUGGAUUGGUCUCAAUGACUUGGACAUCAAUGGCGGCUGGCAGUGGUCGGACAACUCGCCGCUCAAGUACCUCAACUGGGAGAGCGACCAGCCUGACAACCCCAGCGAGGAGAACUGCGGCGUGAUCCGGACCGAGUCGUCGGGGGGCUGGCAGAACCGCGACUGCGGCAUCGCCCUCCCCUAUGUCUGCAAGAAGAAGCCCAACGCCACCGCCGACCCCUUCGCCACGGACUCGUGGUCGGAGGUGAAGGUGGACUGCGAGCCCAGCUGGCAGUCUUUCCAGUCCAACUGCUACCGCCUGGUGGGAGAGAAGAAAAGUUGGCAGGACGCGAAGAAGACCUGCCUGCGGAGCGGGGGGGACCUGGUGAGCAUCCACACCCUCUCCGAGCUGGAGUUCGUCACCAAGCAGAUCAAGCAAGACGUGGAAGAGCUGUGGAUUGGCCUGAAUGACCUGAAGCUGCAGAUGAACUUCGAGUGGUCAGAUGGGACGCCAGUGAGGUUCACCUACUGGCACCCCUUCGAGCCCAACAACUUCCGCGACAGCCUGGAAGACUGUGUGACCAUUUGGGGCCCGGAAGGGAGGUGGAACGACAGCCCGUGUAACCAGACCCUGCCGUCCAUCUGCAAAAAGCCCGGCCGGGUGAGCCAGGAGAAGGAGGAGGACGAUCACGGGUGCCGAAAGGGCUGGAAGUGGCACAGUCCCUCCUGCUACUGGCUCGGCGAGGACCGCGUGCCCUACGGCGACGCUCGCCGGACGUGCUCCGACCACGGCUCCACGCUGGUCACCAUCACCAACAGGUUCGAGCAGGCCUACGUGAGCAGCCUCAUCUACGGCUGGGAGAGCGAGUACUUCUGGACGGCGCUGCAGGACAUCAACGGGACAGGCGCUUUCCGCUGGCUGAGCGGCGACGAGGUCACCUACACCCACUGGAACCGCGACCAGCCCGGUUACGAUAAAGGCGGUUGCGUGGCCCUGGCCACCGGCAGCUCCGUGGGGCUGUGGGAGGUGAAGAACUGCAGCACCUUCAAGGCCAAGUACAUCUGCCGGCAGAACCUGGGCACGCCGGUGAACCCCGAGCUGCCAGCACCCUACCCCACACCCAGCCUCAGCGGCUCCUGCCCCCAGGGCUGGAGCUCGGACGCCAAACUCCGUCACUGCUACAAGGUGUUUAACUUUGACAAACUGCAAGAGAAGAAGACGUGGAUCAUGGCGCAGGAGUUUUGCCGGGAGCUGGGGGCCCAGCUGCUGAGCCUGGGCAGCUACGAGGAGGAGCACUUCGUGGCCAACACCCUCAACAAGAUCUUCGGCGAAGCGGAGCCGGAGAUCCACGAGCAGCACUGGUUCUGGAUCGGCCUGAACCGGCGGGACCCCGCAGGAGACAGGAGCUGGCGCUGGAGUGACGGGCUGGGGUUCUUCUACCACAACUUUGACCGCAACAACUACGACGACGACGACAUCCGGGACUGCGCCGUGCUGGACCUGGCCUCCUUGCAGUGGAUGCCGAUGCAGUGCGAAUCCCAGCUGGACUGGAUCUGCAAGCUGCCCAAAGGCGCCGAUGUGAAGGAACCGGAGAUCACGACGCAAGGCAGCAAAGAGUGGGUGAAGUACCAGGACGCGGAGUACAAGUUCUUCGAGCAUCACUCCAUGUGGGUGCAGGCCCAGCGGAUCUGCACCUGGUUCCAGGCCGAGCUCGUUUCGGUGCACAAUCAAGCUGAGCUGGAUUUCUUGGGCCAGAACCUGAAGAAGUUCUCCAGGGGCCAGGAGCAGCACUGGUGGAUCGGGCUGCACACCUACGAGAACGACGGGCGAUUCAAGUGGUCCGACGGCUCCCUCCUCAACUUCAUCUCCUGGGCACCAGGCAAGCCCCGGCCCAUCAGCAAGGACAAGAAGUGUGUCUACAUGACGGCCAGCAGAGAGGACUGGGGCGACCAGAAGUGCCUGACUGCCCUGCCGUACAUCUGCAAGCGGAGCAACGCCACGGCGGUGAAGCCCUCCCCGCCGCCGCUGCCCGGCCCCGCCAGCGGCGGCUGCCCCCGCGGCUGGUUUCCCUUCCUCAGCAAGUGUUUCAGCUUCAACGGCCACGACAAAUCGGAGAUCGUGAAGUGGCCGGAGGCGAAGCAGGCGUGCGAGAACCAGGGUGCUGUGCUGGCCACCAUCUCCAACCACCUGGAGCAGGCUUUUAUAACGUCCAUGCUCCCGAACAUCUCCUUUGACCUGUGGAUCGGCCUCCAUGAGGCCAAGAAGGAGUUUCGGUGGGUGGAGGCAGAGCCCCUCCGGCACGUCAGCUGGGCCCCCGGUGAGCCCUCGGGCUACGGCACGUCCGGCGCCAGCAGCGACAAGCCGAGCAACUGCGUGGUGGUGUGGCACGGCUUACCACCACACUUCACCGGCCGCUGGGACGACCGCGGCUGCCUGGAGGAGAAGCACGGCUACAUCUGCCAGCGCCCCUUAGACCCGUCCCUGAGCCCCCGGCGGCCGCCACCGCCGCCGCCCGCCGGCCCCGUCUCCUACCGCAACAGCAGCUACCGGCUGCUGCAGAAGCCGCUGCGGUGGCACGAGGCGCUGCUGCUCUGCGAGAGCCUCAACGGCAGCCUGGCCAGCGUGCUGGACCCCUACAGCCAGGCCUUCCUCACGCAGGCCGUCAGCGGGCUGCGGGCCCCGCUCUGGAUCGGGCUGGCCAACGACGAGGGCGGCCGGAGCUACGGCUGGUUCACGGAGGAGAGCUUCUCCUACGCCAACUGGCAGGACGGGGAGCCGCGGCAGGCGGCCGGCUGCUGCUACAUGGACGCCGACGGGACGUGGCGCACGGCCGGCUGCGACGCCAAGCUGCAGGGCGCCAUCUGCGAGCUGGGCGCAGGCGCCCCCCGGACCCACAAGUGGAGCUACAGCGGCAGCUGCCCCAAGUCGCUGGAGGACUCCUCCUGGAUCCCCUUCCGGGACCACUGCUACACCUUCCACAUGGAGAUCACCCUGGGGCAGAAGGACGCCGUGAGGAGGUGCCAGAAAGUGGGCGGCACGGUGCUGUCCAUCCAGGACGAGACGGAGAACGUCUUCGUGUGGGAGCACCUCCAGGCCUACGAGGGCCCGUCCAAGGGCGCCUGGCUGGGCAUGACGUUCAACCCCAAAGGAGGCACCUUGGUGUGGCACGACAACACCGCCGUGAACUACUCCAACUGGGGCCAGCACGACACGGGGCCCAGCAUGCUCAGCCAGAACAGCUGCUACUGGAUCCAGAGCAGCAACGGCGUGUGGCGCCUGGGCUCCUGCACCAACGUCACCAUGGGCGUCAUCUGCAAAAUCCCCCGGGUUGAGGAGAGCAGCUUUUCCCGGUCAGCUCUGCCGGAGAACACGACCGCCAUCGCCGUGGUGGUGCUGUCGACGCUGGCGCUGUGCGCGCUGCUGGGCACGGCCGCGUACCUGUACAAGCGGCGGCGGAGCGCCGAGCGGGGCGCCUUCGAGAGCGCCCGCUACAGCCGCACCACCUCCAGCCCCAGCGAAUCCGCCGAGAAGAACAUCCUGGUGUCGGACAUGGAGAUGAACGAGCAGCAAGACUAACGGCGGCGGUGGGGCAGGACGGGCGACGGGGCCGGGGCCGGGAGGGGGUGGGGGGGAGGGACGGGGGUCGCCAUAGCAGGCUCUCCCCCCGCACGCCGGGCGCCGCGGGGGGCAGCGGCGUGGGGCAGCGGUGUGGGGCAGCGGCGUGGGGCCGGCCGCCCGGGCCCGCCUCGGCACCGCCGACGGCGCUUCGGCCGCUCGCGGUCCCUCGGGUCGCUGCGGGCUCGUCCCGCCCGGCGGCGGCUGCUGGGAGCAGCCGGGGAGGAGGUUUCAGGGUUCAAAUUUUAGAAGGGAAGUUGCCCCCCCCCCACCCCACGCACACUCAAAAGAGCUUCCCCGCGGCCGGACCAGGCUCCGAGACACCUUCCCCUCGGGAGAAGGCGAGCGCAGGCGUUCAGGGCCCUGCCGUGGCCCCCAGGGCCUCGUUCCCCCCCCCUCCCCUACACCCCUUUCCCGAGGAAACGAGCCGGUGUCCGAGAAGACAUCGCCUCCCGGGCGAGAGGUCUCCAAAGCCAAUCUACCUCCCCUGCACGCGCAGAGGUAAGGCCUCCCCCCUUGCCGGGCGCGCGCGAGCCGCGCCGGCCUCCCGCAGCGGAGACGCCCCGGCGGCCUGAGCGCGGCGUCCCCCCCGUCCCGUCCCGUCCCAUCCCGUCCCCAUCACCAGGACCCCCUGUCCGCCCCCCCCUCCCCUGCCGCAGCCUCCCGCCCCUCCGGCCCCCGUCCGGAGCAGCCGCCCGCCGUCGGCUCAGCGCCCGGGCCGAACCGCCGAGCGGUCCGUGCGCGCGCGCGGGGGCCGCUCGGGGGCUCGGUGCCGCCCGCCGCGCCGGCGAGCGCGAAGGGAGGUCGGAUGGGGCCCGCUUUGGAUGUUUUGGUGGUAUUUUGGAGUCUUUUUUUUUUUUUUUUUUUUUUUUUUAAGGAAACGAUAGCUUUUUGCUAUGCUGUAUUGAGUGCGUGCUGAAUAUAUACCUUCUUUCACACAGACGACUGGGGUGUUUGUGGUUGCCUGUUUCGCACGUACGCUGUAGCUAGGGCGGAGGAAGGCAGCGCGUGGCUAAGCCCCCUCUUCCUCGCCUCGGAGCAGCGCCGUCGGAGAGGCGCGGGGCCUCGAGCCGAGGCGUCCCGCUCCCCCGGCCGGCCGCGGCGGCCUCCCCUUCGCUGGGGUCGGCCCGGAGGACGCCCGGGGACGGCGCGAGCCGGGGGGGUCCCCUGCGGGCGCCGGGCCGCCAAAGAGCCCCUCGGGAGCGCGGAAGCAAAAGCCGGCAGAGCCCCUGCCAAAGCGACCUUUCAUUUAGCCCUCUGCCCCCGAGGGGCGCGUAUUUUUGUGCUAAAGACAACAGGAAGCAACUCGUCUGUGUAACUCGAGGGCACCGGUGCGGACUUUAGUUUGAUUUCACUUAAGCUGGACAUUAAGUGUUUAAGAAAUUGUCUGUGGGGGGAGCGGGUUGGGUGAGAAGCAAGAGAUUGUUGGAUUUUCGUUUACGUUUUGGCAACGCUCUGAAGCUGCCAGGACAGCGCGCAGGCGAGGGACGGGGUGGAGAGCGUGGGCCGCCCCGCUGCCCUUCCUCUGCCGUGGCUUUCUCGGCAUCUGCUUCCCGCCGGCCUUCCCUGCGUUGGAGCCGCCGGAGCGCCGGGCUGGGGCCACCCCUCUCCUGGAUUAGCAGAGCUGCAGGGAAGUCCCAGCAGGAGGCUGAGGCUGAGGGUGGGAUGCAAGAGGGGCUGAAGAGCUACACUGAUGUCCGGAGGGGCAGCCCGGCGGUGUCGGGGCUCAUUUAAAGACCUGGGGUGGGCUCAGAGCCAGGACGGCCGUGAAUUAUCUGCCCCGGAGAGGCAAGAAGUGCCGGCGGGGUCGGAAGGGAGGUCCCAUGGCUCAGUGGUGAGGGAGGAAUCGUGCAGCCCUACCUGAUAACACUUUUUAAGGGCGUUUUCUUUUUCUUUUUUCUUGAACAAUUUCAUUCCUCUUUUCUUCUUCUUUAGUUUCAAGAAAAGAAAUUUGUACAAACCAGGGGAAAUUCUGUAUGAAAGGAAUUCUGGCCUCUGUUGGCAGUGAUCAGGAUGACGGGGAAAACACAUAUAUGGUUAAGUGGUAUCUCCUAUCACCAUUAGAAUAAUGUGAAGAUUUGCUUAAAAGGACCUUGUCAAUUAUACAUACAUUUAUAUAUAUAUAUAUAUAAAAUAUAAAAUAUAUAUA